AACAGAGGAGAAAUGUCAUCACUCUGUUGCCCAAAACAGUUCAUUGCUGGCUUGGAUGCGGCUUCACUUUUCUGAAUUAUGCACAUUCAAGUCACUUAUUUAAAUAAUGACUCAUCUCCUGGGCCGUCAAGACUGCAUUGACAGUCUUCGAAGAGAUUUAAUUGAUCUGCAAGGGUCUGUUUUGGACGUUUUCUCUCGAACAGGACCUGUCAAGUGUCCAUCCUGGAAAUUUCCUGAUAAACUGUCCUGUAAUCUGGACCUUGUUUUGCUGUUGGAGAAGUAUGAUUUUGCUGAAGGAGAAGAUGAAUUCAACCAGCAUACACACAUAGUUUUGUUGGAACUAGUGAUUGACAGACUGAUGCUUCUGCUUCAGAGCUUCAGCGCUCACAUCGACAUCAUUCUGGGUGGAAAAGGAAAAUGCUCCGGCACCAGUCAAACAGCUCUGUCAGUGUCCAUCGGCCCAGUGGUUGCAAACUUCUGGAAUAACCUAGUGCAGCUGGGGAAAGAGUAUCCCCGGAAGAAUGUUCUGAAACCCAUGCCAGCAUCCAAAAGUGCCCAGAGCCAACUGCCGACCAGCAGAGACUCUCACCCACCCACCACUUCCACUUCCUCCUUCCAGGAUGGCAGCAGGGGCAAACACAACCCUUCUCCCGCCCGCCGCAGCCUCAGUAGCAUACCCCACCACAACACACCCAGACCCACAGCACCAUCCGCCAGCAGCAGCACCACCACCGCAUCCUCACUCACCCACCUCCAACUCAACCAGUCACACCCACACCUGCCAUCCCCCUCCUCCUCUUCCUCUCCCAGCCUAUCAGCUACCAGUACCCCCUCCUGCCUCUCCCCCUCCUCACACAUCGCACUACACACGUCCACUCCAAACAUCUCUGCCGACUGCCACAGCGUGGGUUGCCAGACGGUGGAGUCGUCUCUCGUGCCCUGCGACGCCUGCGCUGGCGUGCAGACCAGCCUGAGGGAGUCUGGCGUGGCGCUGGUGGGGCUGUGCGAGGCGCUGGGCAUGCCGUGCUCCCUGCGGCCCCUACUGGCAGUGGCGGAGGGCUCGGCGCUGGCUGGACGGCUCUCGGCAUGCGACGUGGCCCAGUGGGCGUCCGAGCAGAGGAAGGACUUGGGCCGCCUGGCCACGCACCACAACGAGGUCAGGGGCAUGCUGGAUGGACUGAAGGAGCGCGCCAAGAAGGCCGAGCAGGAGAAGGGGAUGCUUCAGGUGCAGAUGGAGGGGGAGACGAAAAGGAGGACGAGGGCAGAGGACGAGAGGAAGAGAGAGGGAGAAGAGUGGGAGCGAAGGAUGAGGGAGGAGAGGAGGAGGGCGGAUGAGGAGCGGGAAAGGCUGCAGGAAGAAGUGGAGGAACUGAAGAAAGGUGCUGCUGCAAUGGAGGGCAAUAUCACAGAGUUGAGUGCUCAACUGAACAUGCAGAGUGAUGUGCUUCACACAGUUGAGGCUGAGAAAGAUGCUCUGCAAGAGGAAGUGAUGAGUUAUCAGGCACAGGAAGUGACAUGGGCCGAGGGGGAAGAGAGGAGGCUUGCUCUGGAGGCCGAGCUCAGCAGUACUCGCCUGCUAUUGGACAAGGAGUGCGCCAAAUACCAGAGUGCAACACGCCAACAUGAAUCCCUGCAGGUGAAGCAGAGGGCGCUGUUGGAGCGUGUGGAUUCUCUGGUGUCUGAGUGUGAGGAGCUGCAGACCAGGCUGGAGGAGACUGAGGAGCUCACACACACCUCAGAGGAGAGAGACGCCCUACAGCAGCAACUCACACAGCAACAGGCUGUGUACGUGGAGCUGGAGGAGGAGAGGAGGCACCUGGCAGCCCAAGUGGCUGAGCUGGAGAGCACUGUGCUGGGCCUGAGAGGGGAGCUGAGGGAGGCUGACCACCGGGAGAGGAUGCUGGUGGCCUUCCCCGAGCUCAACCCCCUACCACAGGGGGCGCCACAGAGUACAGGUGACGUCCUGGGGGACAUGGAGCAGCAGCUGCAGGUGAACUGUCUGCGCAUCCGCGUGCUGGAGAAAGAGAACAGCACCUUGCAGACUAGCCUGGACAAGCUGAGAGAGAGAGGAAUUGCCCGGCACUUAGACCCCCACCAGCCUUCCCAGGUGAGGGGACACCAACUAGGGGACACCAACCAGGGGCCUCAUUUACUGUUUUAG
This is a messenger RNA of Engraulis encrasicolus (European anchovy), 2161 nucleotides long. It is a transcript of the gene ccdc157, whose product is annotated as coiled-coil domain containing 157. The record is from RefSeq and is a predicted model, not a curated record. Bases 107 to 2161 code for a protein of 684 amino acids. NCBI's taxonomy places the organism in Eukaryota, Metazoa, Chordata, Actinopteri, Clupeiformes, Engraulidae. The transcript is spliced from 9 exons.